This is a messenger RNA of Plutella xylostella (diamondback moth), 1678 nucleotides long. RefSeq names its product clavesin-2. Gene Ontology annotation, molecular function: phosphatidylinositol bisphosphate binding. Lineage: Eukaryota; Metazoa; Arthropoda; Insecta; Lepidoptera; Plutellidae. The record is from RefSeq and is a predicted model, not a curated record. Gene Ontology annotation, cellular component: membrane.
CGCGACGCGCACGCAGCCAGUCGAGGCGCAGCCCCCGCCGCCGGCGCUCCUCACACCAUGACCGAGUACGCCGAGUACGACUGGCGCCUGCACCAGAUGCAGAGCGAGCGGCUCUGCGACGUGUCCCGCCAGCACCUCACGGACGCGGACCGGCAGCGCGCGCUCGACGCGCUCAAGGACGCCGUGGACUCCAGCCUCAACCUGGCGCUGCGCGACAAGAGCCGCUGCCAGGACGACGCCUUCCUGCGCCGCUUCCUGUACGCGCGCAAGCACGACGUGCAGGAGAGCUUCCAGCUGCUGGUGCGCUACCACCAGUACCGGCGCGAGCACGCCGAGCUGUGGGCCGCGGCCGACGGCGCCGUGCUGCGCGCGCUGGGCGACGGGCUGCCCGGCGUGCUGCAGCAGCGCGACCGCCGCGGCCGCUGCGUGCUGCUCAUGCUGGCCAGCAACUGGACGCCGCACGCCUGCCCGCUGCUGGCCGUGUACCGCGCGCUGCUGCUCACGCUCGAGCGCACGCUGCUCAGCGUGCAGAACCAGGCCAACGGCUACGUCAUCAUCGUCGACUGGACCGAGUUCACCUUCAAGCAGUCGUGCAGUCUGCAAGCGAAAACGUUGAAACUAAUGAUAGACGGAUUGCAAGACUGCAUGCCCGUGAGAUUUAAGAGCAUACAUUUCAUCGGGCAGCCGUGGUAUGUCGAAACGGCGUUGGCCGUUAUUAAACCUUACCUCAAGGCCAAGACGAGAGAGCGGAUCAUUCUGCACGGCAACAACCUGUCCACGCUGCACGACUCGCUGCCGCUGGACAUCCUGCCGGCCGAGCUGGGCGGCGAGGGGCCCUCCUACAACUCCGAGCUCUGGCUGCAGGAGUUCUGCCGCGGGGAGAACAUCGUGGGGACCAAGCCGCAGGCGACAAAGAAAGACGCCCCGGCUGAGGACGACCCGCCGCUGGCCAAGCUAAACAAAGCCUACAAACAAAAAGAUAAUUCAAGUUUCUCGUUUUACGGAAACGAAAAGAGUGCAAAGUCGGAGUUACUGCGUGAUAAAGAUUGACACGGGUAGUGGCGGCCGAGCAGUGACUCUAGUGGACAUCCUCCGCGCCGGGGCGGCCGCCCCGGCGGCGGCGGGAGUGCAGUGUGUGAUAUCAAGUGUAUUGCUAAUUUAUUGUCAAGAGACAAAUAAGAAUCGUCCAGUAUAAAAUACUUGGGGAGAAAGUGGAUAGGAUGUGUUUAGUUUAGGCGCAUUUUUAUGGCUUCCGUCCGGAUUUGGUUGUUAGGGCGUCAUUUGAUGCGGUAACGUCAUUAGUGCUUUGUAAGUACGUAGGUCUGGGAUGCCUGAUUCAGCGGAUGAGUAUUGACCGUUCGUGUGUAUGUGUGUGUGAGUGUGUGGGUGUGAGCGCGGUGCACCGGCGCUGCAUGUAACGGUGGUUAGCUCUGGUUUGGGCGCAUCCGCCAUGCUCGAUGCUCCACUCUCCGCGAAGCACCGGCAUUCUGCAUCUUUACCUUAUUUGGCUCUAUUACUGCUGGUUAUCUCUCCACAACCUACCUAUAAAUUUAUUAUUCCAUGCAACUUAAUUGCGCUUGAACUCUCCGCGAAGGGGAAAACGUGAUGGUAAUUGUUUUCCUUCCUACCAACUAUAGCAAUUUCGCACUUGAAGUUAAAUAUAAAUAAUAAUUACUCA